This is a messenger RNA of Paramuricea clavata, 994 nucleotides long. The record is from the annotation of a GenBank genome assembly. NCBI's taxonomy places the organism in Eukaryota, Metazoa, Cnidaria, Anthozoa, Malacalcyonacea, Plexauridae.
AUGUCGAAUGAUAAUCACAAAACUGAACUAACCACCCUACUUAACGAACUAAUGUCUGAUAUUGACUCAAAGCCACUACACCCCAAAAAUAAACUGCUCCUCUACAGUCGCUACGUCUUGUCCAAGUUAGCCUGGCACUUCACCGUCGCAACACUCUCUAAAACAUGGGUUACUGAAAAUAUCGACUCUGUUGCCAACAAAUAUAUCCGCAGAUGGCUUGAAGUACCAAUAUCAGGAACACUAAGUACUGUCUUUCUAACAAAUAAUAAAUUUGGCCUGAGUAUUUAUCCUCCAUCUGUAAAAUUUAUCCAGUGUCAAACAGUCCUCCGAAAAGCUUUAAAAUCUUCUCCUAAUGAAUCAACUAACGACCUGUGGAAAGCAACCAGUAACCAUACUAAUAUCCAAUAUGACGCUUAUAACUCUACUAAGGAAGUUCUCAAAGAUUUCCGUUCUGGACACGAAAACAAACUCCUAAACCAAUUAACCAGUCAAGGAUCCUUUUUCUGCAGCGUCACGAAGUUCGCUUUACCUCAGCUUAGCAAGGGGUGGUCCGUCGCCCAAUCAAAGCUCCCGAAAAACAUUUACAACUUUACCAUUCGUUACAUUAACAACUCUCUUCCGACGCGUAAAAACCUAAACAGAUGGGCAAUAUCUUCAAAUUCAGACUGUUCUUUUUGUCUUAGCCCUGAAACAUUACUACACAUAGUAGCUGGAUGUCAGUUUUAUCUCGACCGAUUUACGUGGAGACACAAUUCAGUCCUGAACUUUCUUGCUCAUCAGUUACAAACUGUUGACGGUUCUACUCUCUACGCUGAUCUAAAUGGAUUCAAAAGCCCUUCAAUACUUGCUGGUGAUACGUAUCGCCCAGAUUUGUUAUUAUCGUGCUCUAAUGGUUCCUUAUAUGUGGUUGAACUCACCACUGGUUAUGAGACAAACCUCAAAAACAAUGUAAAACGGAAGAAGGAUAAAUAUAGAGAAUUAUUGAGACAGCUAG